AUGAUAUCCUGGCGCAGGACACUCGUCCCAUACCUCACAACUGCAUCUCAUGUACCUGCACCGCUCGUCUCCGCCUUUCUCCUUGUCCACCUCUCUGCUCCCAUUGUCGCGAACAUCGGCGGCGCGUCCCUCUCCUCCUCACUGCUAGGGCGGGAAUACUACCAGGGUGCUCCGCGUGAGCUACUCUUCGUCUUCGGUCCCCUUGGCCUGCACGUCUCCGCAAGCAUUCUCAAACGUCUUCUUUCUCCAUACCCUCCACGUCCACUCCGUUCUCUUCUUAGUGUAGCAGGCUACACAGCAGCUACUCUCCUCCCUAUCCACGUCCUCAUUCACCGUAUCUACUCCACUGAUCCUUCUCCUCCCAUCUCAUCCAUUGGUCCUGCACAGCUCGACUUCUCAUUUGUCCAACACGCUCUGUCCAAAUUCCCUAUACGUAGUCUACUCAUGUAUGGUGCCCUUGCUGGCGCGUCCAUCCUCCACGCUCUCGAGGGCUUCAGCCUCCUGUACGACACGUACGUCGCAAACCCCGAGGAGCCGAAGCGAUGGGACAAGAGCAGAGUGCAGAGGCGGAGGAUUGCUGGAGCUAUGGGGAUUUUGGCAGUAGCAGGAGGACUGUACGCUCUCUGGUCAGAGCCAAUAGGCAUGCCAUUACCUUCUCUCCUUGCUCGGUUCGACGCUGUCCUGAGCAAAUCGUUUGUAUAUCGUAUAUAA
This is a messenger RNA of Fomitiporia mediterranea MF3/22, 711 nucleotides long. RefSeq lists its product as uncharacterized. The transcript is spliced from 2 exons. Gene Ontology annotation, cellular component: membrane. The record is from RefSeq and is a predicted model, not a curated record. Lineage: Eukaryota; Fungi; Basidiomycota; Agaricomycetes; Hymenochaetales; Hymenochaetaceae. Gene Ontology annotation, biological process: lipid homeostasis. The coding region runs from base 1 to 711 and encodes 236 amino acids.